Messenger RNA from Drosophila serrata, 2008 nucleotides. RefSeq lists its product as uncharacterized. NCBI's taxonomy places the organism in Eukaryota, Metazoa, Arthropoda, Insecta, Diptera, Drosophilidae. The record is from RefSeq and is a predicted model, not a curated record.
GACAGCGUCGGUUCGUGGCUCGUUCGUGGAUCGUGUAUUUGGCCCAAGGUUAAUUAGCCAAGAUCAGAGGUCCGAGAUUGGAGCUUGGGAGCUGCUCGAUCCGAGCCCACAGAGAGAGAGAGCGAAGAUCACCAAAGAUAUCAAUCUAUGAGAUGUCGUUUUUCCGCAAUAUACGCUCCUCCCUGUCGUCAUCGUCACGGGCCAAGAGUUCGCGCUCCUCCUCCCGCGACACGACACCCGUACGCUCCGUAUCCCGGCCCGGCAGUGUGAUUAGCUCUCUUAGCCAUCGCAGGGAUUCCACCACUAGCUCCACUUUGCAACGUGGCGACACCUUUAUCCUGCCCAAUUCAGAGGAGGAGGAGACUGCAGGCGGACACGCUUCCAAUACCUCCACCCUUGAGAAAAAGUCCAAAAAGUCCAAGGUCUUUAGCAAGUUCAGUACAUUUACGAAGCGCAAAAAGACCCCCUCGCCGGAGGAAGUGGCCAGCUAUGAGCAUCAUCCCAGUGACACCGCCACCAACACGUACUACAAGUGGCGCAGUGAUGGAGCGGAUCGCCUGCAGGACUACGAUGCCCAGUCGGAUCCCUUCAACUUCCUGUAUGAACAGCAUUCCAGUCUGCGUAACCUUCAAUCCGGAGAUAAUGGUAGCGUCCAUAGACAGGCCAGCAUUGGUUCCAACUCGAGUGGCAGCUUUGAUUCCUCCACAUAUCGGAAGAGCAAGACGCCCACGCUUUUGCGAGAGCAACUGGAACAGCUGAAAACCCACUCGAAUGACGAUCUACUUGAGGAUCAGCAGCGGGAGGAGGAUGAGCGGGAAAAGUACAAGACAGUGACUUUAAAUAGCUUCCGGAAAUCCUUCCGCGAUCGCCUGCUGCAGCAGCAGAAGGAGACACCGCACAAUCCCGCCUGGUUCGUGGAGGUACCCGCCGCCCAGCAGCCCACGACUAAGACCUCGGAACGCCGUGAAUCCAAGGAGAAUCGACCAGAUUUCCUGGUCUUUGACAAUGAGAACUACCGGCCCCAGUCCCGCUCCCCGCUCCGGGAUCGUCCAUCGCGCUCUGCCACCCGCUCCCCAGUGAAACGGAAUGAAACCUUCCGGGUGGCCCAGCCCUCUAUGCGUCAUAUAUCCCCGUCUCCGACUCCGGAUCUAGUGCCGCCUGCUCCCUCCAUUCGCAUAGAGAUCAAGAACUCUAUAUCACCGCACUCCCCUGGCAGAUUUGUGCCGGUGGGAGUGGCCAAGCCCAUGCCCACCACGGAGUACUAUGCCCAAAGACUGCUGGCAGCCAAUCAUCACCAGCAGCAACAGCAGAAACCCGGACUGGGAGUAAGGAGCUCCAGUCCCAGUCAGAGUUCUAGGUGGUACCGCCAGCAGCCUUCACCCAAUAGAUUGAGUCAUCAGAUGCAGAAUCCCCCACAGCAGAAGGGUGGCCGCACCCUGGUGCACAUAGGAACCGAUCAGAGCAAGACCAUGAUGCCUCCUCCAGCCCGAGGAAGGGCACCCACGCGAGUCCAGCUGUACGGAAAUAAGCCACAGAGUCGUCCUCCGCCGACGACCUACUUCGGUGGUCACUACAAUGCACCUGCCAAGUCCGCUGUUGCACCCAGGGGAUCGUCCAUUGGAGGCCACACUGUAUAUUUGGGGCGUCGUGAUCCGGCGAUGACACGUGCCACCAAUAGCACCAGCAACAGCAGUGCCGCCCACGUUGCCGCCCCCAUGCCGCGUCGCAACCGAUCGCCGAUCAAGAUGCCCUGGCGGUAGGCGUCAACCAGGCCAAUCUAUAGAAUGGAGAAUGGAGAAUCAAGAAUGAGUGGCUCGGACAUAUAAAGAUAUAUAAUAUAUUUAUUAUAUGUGAUGGCUUCUUUCCAAAGUGACAAAGUCACCGCCUGAUAUUGCGUCAUGAUCGGAGAGCUGGAGCUGCGCUGGGAAACGCAGCUUGGCAAACGAAUCCAUAAUGUGCAAAUAAAUGAUUUAUGUAUCCAUCAGUCCCCGUAUCGUGUGUUGUGAAU